Molecule: messenger RNA, 7384 nt
Organism: Monodelphis domestica (gray short-tailed opossum)
Lineage: Eukaryota; Metazoa; Chordata; Mammalia; Didelphimorphia; Didelphidae
Source: RefSeq, a predicted model, not a curated record
GGCAGCGAGGGGCUGGGAGCCCCCCGGCCUGGGAGGGCUGGAACAAGUGGCUUUGGAGGGACCCUAAGAGUGCCACAGCAGACAUGCUGAGCCCCCCGUCCUGUCGGACACCCAAAGGGGUGUCCGUGCGAUGAUCGUCGAGCCCAGGGAGGGUGCCGUCGGCUGGGGAUCCCUCGGUUCAUCCAUUGAGUCAUUCUGGCCGAGCACGCGGCGCCUCUCACACCCAGGGCUGCCCCGUGACCAGCUCCCGCAAGCCCAGCGCUCGUUUCCUGGCGUCUGCGGGCCCAGAAUGCACGGGGCAGUGGCCUCGCGGUCGGAAAGCGUCAGGAAAGAGAGCAAGAAGCAGACAGCCGUGUUGGCACCCUGGCCGUGCUGGGCGCGUCUGCCUCUGCCACCGGUGCUCCGAACGCUCCUGUGGCGGACGGAGAUGGGCUGGGUAAGGAGAGGGGCCGGGAGGAGCGACGGACCAGAGCCAGUGACGGCUCGAUGCCAGCCUGGAGAAACCUUGCCCCGCUGGGCUGUGCAGGCCAGCACUUUCCCGGCGGCGGCCUGCUCGCAUAACAGAGUGGGGGCAGGAGCUGACCACAGAGCGAGGCUGGAGAGCAGUCUUGGCACCCUCCAAUGCCGGGCUGAAGCUAAUCUGUAGAAGCUAAAUAAGGAGGAAGAGGGACAACGAGAGCCAACAGUGAGAGGUUACAGAGCACUUCGUCUGACCCCUACAAUAGCCUGCAAGCUGGCUGCUUUUACACCCAUUUUACAGAUGAGAAAACAGAAGCAGAGAAGAGCAAGGGACCUGCUGAGGGUCCCGGAGCUAAUUGGCUGAAUUUGAACUCGGGUCUCUGUGACGCCACUUAGGUGUGUCAUCAAACGCACCCAGUUAAACUCAGAAAGGGUUUGUGAAAUCCUCUUUAGGGGCCAGGCCCUCUGCUGGCCACGGAGGAGAUUCCCUGCCCACAGGAGCUUCCUCGCUGCUGGGCAGAAACAUCCACAGAGGAGGAAUCGUAAACUGAUCUUGGGAGAGAGAGCGCUGCCAGCCGCAAGCUUUAGAAAAGGCAGUCCCUGAGCUGAGCCCUGAAAGGACUUGAGCGUUCUUAGACGAGAGCUUUCCACGCAGAGGGACUGCCUGGGCAGCACCCAUGAGUGGACAUUGCGCAGGUCCAGCCCUUCUGGACCUCCCAGCAGCAUCGCAACUGUUCACUAGCCAGCACUCUCAUUGGAAGUGACCGUAGACAAAGAGGGGUAGCCACAAGGCCUUUUGGGGGGAGAGGUGGAAUCCAGAAGGGCUUCAUGUAGAAGGUGGGCAUGAAGAACUGUGCCAGGCAGAGGGGAUGAAGGAAUAUAUUCUAGCUUAGGGGGACAUCCAAUGCAGAGGCAUGGAGAGGGAGAUGAAGUGUCAUGAAUGAGGUCGGUUUGGCUGGACCGUACUAGGGGAACGAAGUACGGUAAAUCCGGAGAGACAGGAGGGACUCAAGUCACGAAGGGCUUCAAAUACCAAACAGGAAUUUCGAUUGAAUCCUAGAGCUACUAGGGGAGCUAAGAGGAAUUUACUGAGCAGGGAGGGGUCAUAAGACAAAAAUCACUUGAAGAAAAAGCCAAAUGGAGGGAGAUCUGCGAAGGGGAGAGGACGAGAGGAGACCAGUUAGAAGGCUGCUGCUGUGGUUCAGAGGGGAGGUGACGAGGGCCUGAAUUAGGCAGAGACAGGCAAGAUCUGGAAACUGAGUGCAUCUGUGGGGUGAGACUGAGGAGUGGAGGAUUAGAUCAGAGCCAUAGUGUAGGUAGCGGAGGGGAUGGGGGCGUCUUCCUCAGUAGCAGGGAAGUUUGGAGGAGAGAUGGGUUUGUGGGGAAAGGUGAUGAAGUGGACAUGUUGAGCUGCGCACCUGCAGUGUGAGCCAUCCACUGGGAAGCUGAGGAGUCAUAGAGAAGAGAACUGAACAGAUGGAACUCGAUGAGUUCAGCAAAGGAGAGAGCGAGGAGGGGCUGGGACAGAGCUUGGGAAAUGCUUGUGCUUGGGGACGGGAAUGGGGAUAGAGAUCUAACAAAGGAGUCUGAGAAGCAGCAUCCAGACAUUUAGAAGAGAGCCAAGAGGGAGGAGUGUUGCAGAAACCUAAUGAGGAGAGAAUCUGGAACAGAGGAGGGAGUCGGCAGUGCUGAAUGGUGCACAGGGUCGGGAAUGACCAUUGGAGUUAGCAAUUAAAUGAUUGGUGGAGGUUGCUAGGGAGCGCCACAGUACACACAGUGCUAGACCUGGAAUCGGGAAGCCAGGAGUCCAGAUCUGUUCUUGGACAUUAGCUGGGAGAACUCUCGUCACCUCUCUGUCUCUGCUUCAUGUCUUACCCCACUGAAGCCCAUCUACCCUUCAGCUGCUUCCCAGCAUCCCAGACAAACCAUUUCACCCUGCAACUCAGUCAGCUCCAGAAUUUGAGAUGCUCCCUGAAACCAGGGAACCAACUCUGAAACCUGGCAUUCCUUUAGAAGGUCCAUCUAAGGAGACACUCUCCAGGGAGCAGCCCUCUAGGGGUUCCAGGUUGGGAGGAACUUUGGAAAAUGGCACCAGGACGGAAAAGCAACAGAGAGAGAGAAAGAAAGAAAAACAUUCUAGGAUUCAAGCUGAAGAGAAAAGUCCAAAAUGUAGUAAAUGUGGGAAGAUUGUCCUUGAGAGCAAACAACUUUCCCAGCCUCAACCAAUCCAUACUGGAUCAAAACAUCGUGAAUAUAAAGAAUGGAGAAAGGUCUUUGGUCAGACAACUGGAUUUAUUGAACAGCAGAAGAUUUGUCCUGAAGAGGCACUUUGUGGAUGUAAUGAAUCUGGCCAAGCCUCCCACCAGAAAACAAGAUUUCCUGGACAUCAGAAAAUUCAGACCAGAGAGAAUUCCUAUAAAUGCAAUGAAUGUGGAAAAGCUUUUAGUCAGAACUCACAACUCAGUCUACAUCAUAGAAUUCAUAGUGGUGAGAAACCAUAUGAGUGUACUGAAUGUGGCAAGGCUUUCCAUUCCAGUUCCUAUCUUACCGUACAUCAGAACAUUCAUAUUGGAGAGAAAUCCUAUAAAUGUAAGGACUGUGGGAAGAUCUUCCAGAGUAGCACUAAUCUUACUCGACAUCAGAAAAUUCAUAGUGGAAAGAAACCUUAUGAAUGCAGUGAAUGUGGGAAAACCUUCCGCAAGCGAACGCAAUUUAUUGUCCAUCAGAGAAUUCAUACCGGAGAGAAACCUUAUAAAUGCAAUGAAUGUGGAAAAGCUUUUAGCCAGAGUUCACAGCUCAAUCUACAUCACAGAACUCAUAGUGGAGAGAAGCCUUAUAAAUGUAGUGAAUGUGGGAAGGCCUUCUGCCAGAGUUCACAACUUUCUGUACAUGCGAGAAUUCAUACUGGAGAGAAACCAUAUAUGUGUAAUGAGUGUGGGAAGGCCUUCCGUCAAAGCGAACAACUGACACUCCAUCACAGAAUUCACAGUGGAGAGAAACCUUACAAAUGUAAGGAGUGUGGGAAGACCUUCCGAAGUAGUUCACAACUUACUGUCCAUCAGAAGGUCCACACUGGAGAGAAGCCUUAUGAAUGUAAGGAAUGUGGAAAGGCCUUCCGCUGUAGCUCAUACCUUAUUGUCCAUCAGAGAAUUCACACUGGAGAGAAACCUUUUAAAUGUAAUGAAUGUGGAAAGGCCUUCCGUCAAAGGGAACAACUUACUCUACAUCACAGAAUUCACAGUGGUGAGAAACCUUAUGAAUGUAUUGAAUGUGGCAAGGCUUUCCGUUAUAGCUCUUACCUCACAGUACAUCAGAGAAUUCAUACUGGAGAGAAACCUUAUCAAUGCAAAGAAUGUGGGAAGGCCUUCCAUUGUAGCACAGACCUUACUGUCCAUCAGAAGAUUCACACUGGUGAGAAACCUUAUGAGUGUAAUGAAUGUCGGAAGGCCUUCCGUACACAUACACAGUUUACUGUCCAUCAGAAAAUUCAUACUGGAGAGAAACCUUAUGAAUGUAAGGACUGUGGGAAGGCCUUUAGACAGAGCAUAGAGCUUACUGUACAUCAAAGAACUCAUACAGGAGAGAAACCUUAUGAAUGUCAUGAAUGUGGGAAGGCUUUCUGCCAGAGUAUACAGCUUACUCGCCAUCAGAAAAUUCAUACUGGAGAGAAACCAUAUGAAUGUACUGAAUGUGGGAAGAGCUUCUGCCAAAGAACAGGACUCACUGAACAUCAGAAAAUUCACACUGGUGAGAAACCUUAUGAAUGUAAUGAAUGCAGGAAGACCUUUCGAAAUAGUAUACAACUUACUCAGCACCUGAGAAUUCAUACCGGAGAGAAACCCUAUGAAUGUAAGGAAUGUGGGAAAGCCUUCUGCCAAAGCUCACAACUUUCUGUACAUCAGAGAAUUCAUAGUGGAGAGAAGCCUUAUAAAUGUCAUGAAUGUGGAAAGGCCUUCCGCCAUAGUGCUCACCUUACUCUACAUCAGAGAAUUCACAGUGGAGAGAAGCCUUAUGGUUGUCCUGAAUGUGGGAAAGCCUUCCGAAGUAGCUCACAUCUUACUCUGCAUCAGAAGAUUCACACUGGAGAGAAACCUUAUGAAUGUAAAGAAUGUGGGAAAGCCUUUCGCUGUAGCUCAUAUCUCACUGUCCAUCAGAGAAUUCACACUGGAGAGAAACCUUAUAAGUGCAGUGAAUGUGGAAAGGCAUUCUGCCAGAGCACACAGCUUACUCGACAUCAGAGAAUUCAUCUUUGAAGUCUUUUGAAUAGUAAAUCCUUAUGGAAGUAGACUGAAGAAUUUCUGUUAUUUUAGCAGUUCAGCCUAUUUUUAAAAUUCACCUAAAGCAGAACUUUACAGGUCAUACUAUUUAUGAUACUUGGCAUUUAUUUAAAAUUUUAAAUUUUUCGAAGCCCUUUACAUAUAUAACACCCCUCCUGAGGCUGCUUUUCCACCUCCUAUGAACAUUGUCCAGCUGAGUCCCCCAGAAAGAUGUCUGACUUUUCAAGAUCAUAUGGAUAACUGUGGAGAACUAGUUUUGAGUACUAUUGAUCAUUUGUGAGAUUUUCAGACUUAAUUACACUUAAGAAAGGGUAUUUACUAAAUGGGUAUGACAAACAUAGUUGUUACACAUUAAGAAUUCCCCCAAACUAAGAGGCUAUUCCAGGCCCUUGAUCUCCUAGGGUCCCUGGGGAGAAGGAACUCAAACUUGAAAACAAAUGAAAGGGAGACGUGUCAAGGGAUCUCCUGUGUCCAAUGAUAAGCUCAGAGCUCCUGUUACAAGAAGUUCUCUCCUCCGUUUUGAUGUGCUCAGUGCUAGAGAGCUUUUCUCACUUUUGGUCUUCAUUGUGUCUGUUACCCACUGGUGGGGACUCCAGUCUUCUGAACUUCACAGGACUCAAGGUUCCAGCCUAACUGCUUCCAUCUCUGGAGCCUUUUUCUCAGCAUGUUUUUGACUCCUAGCUGAAUGUAUUGUCUUCUAUAAGGACAUUCUCUCUAGUAACUCUAUCAAUGAAGAGGGAGGAGGAGAGAGAGGAAGAGAAUUUCCCCUCCCUACAAAAAUGAUUCCCUUUCAGGGGCCUUACCUCCAGAGCACCGGAAUUUGCCACUUGGCUCUGAAAUAGCUCUCUGUCUUUGUAUGUUGCUUGAUUUUUAAUGAAGGUAUUUCUUUUGAGGUGUCAUGUCUUUAGCUAAUGGCCCAAAACUCCUACAAUUCUUUUCAAAUUAAGAAUUUAUUCAUGCCUUGUUUGCUUUUGAUUGAGAUGUUUGGGCCUUCUGUGACCAGUUGGGCUGGAUUCCCCAGCCUGAUGUAUGUAUAUUAUUGCAUUUUGGCCUUAUCCAAACCUUGUAGGUGUUAUUCCCAUUUUAGAGACUAGGACACUGAGGCAGAGAAGGGUAAGUGAGUGAGUGACUUGCCUGUAGCCACACAGCAGUUUGGGGCUGGAUUUGAGCCUUCCGUAUGUCUCUGUGCCCUCCAGGUUCAGCUCUUUUGCCAGGAUAGCACAUGGCCUCUCCGUGGCACUGCAGAAGCACUCAUACCCCUGUUCAGUUUCCCACAGGAGGAUGCCUAUCUUUUUAUUUCCCUUGAGCGCCUCAGGUCUCUCCCUCCCUCAGUCACUACAUUUAUAACAAGUCAUCAGACUAUGAAUUGAGAAAGGGACCGAGAGCUUCCUCAGCUCCCCUCAGAAGUGCUCACUCGUCUCAGAAUGGAAGGGAGAGGAGGGAUCAAGGGCCUGGUGUUUGGGGGUCAGCACCGUCCUGGCCAAUUCUGAUUCAGAUAGGGCUGCUUACACGAGUUCGAGAUUGCAAAGAAAGGAAACACCUGAACGUCAUCCAUCAGUUAACGGACGGAAAGUCACUUGCCAAGAACAUGACGCAGAUGGAAUGAUUCAGGUACACGUGGACUCCCUCAUCUCUGCCUGGAAACAUGUCAUCAUAAGGGCAGGGGGUGGUGAUUCGUCACUGGGCUAUUCAGGCUGAUACGGAGGGCCCAAAACGCCAUCCUUGUCCUCAAAAGCUCUUGUUGUUGGAAUGGGGAGACCAAAGACAACGAACGGUGUGCCCACCUUCAGCUCUGUACCUGUAUUUGCGUAGCUACAUGGAAAGAGACAGCAGACAGACAGAGGGAUUGAGGGGGACCCCAGGAAAGCCUGGGUGGAGAGGAAGCGAAGGAAGACGCCUGAGAGAUCUCCUGAAGAGGGCUCAAUCUGACUGGUCUUGUGAGAGGCCAGGGAAGCCGGAAGGGGGAAGAUGAGGGGAGAGCAUCCUGGGCACAGAGCGGAGGCAGGGGAAAGGCCACCCUGUUCAAGAAAUAGCAAGGACGUCUCCUAGCUGUGUGACCCCAGGUAAGUCACUGGACUCCUUUUGCCUUGUCCACGCCACGCUUCUGCCUCGGGAGCGCGACUUCGCCUUGAUUCUAAGACAGAAGAUGAGGACUUGACCGAAAAGAGAUGGCGCAAAUGCCAGUGUUGCUGGGGCCCGGAGUCUGGAGGGACGUAACAGUUAUUCCUGCACAUAGGGAAUAGGGAGCCUCUGCAAUCUGCAGAGGGAGAGUGACAGUCGGCUUUAGGAAAAGCACGAGAGCAGCUGGCUGGAGGCUGGGAGGGGUAAAAUGAGGGAAGGAGACAGUCCAAAUAGAGGUGACUAAAGUAAGAGAAGGUGGCAUGUACAAGGCAUAUUGUGAAGGGGCAGCUCCGUGGCUCAUGCAGAGAGAGCCAGACCUGGAGGAGGUAGGGCCUGGGUUCAUAUGUAGCCUCAGACACUUCUUAGCUGUGUGACCCUGGGCAAGUCACUUAACCCCAGCUGCCCAGCCCUUGCUGCUCUUCUGCCUUGGAGCUGACAUUUAUUUAGUAUUGGUUCUGACAAGGUAUGGGUUUUUGAAAAGAGAUUGUGAAGAUGCAAAUAAAAGACUUGCCAGCGGAUUGGUUAUA